Aspergillus luchuensis is the source of this 1734-nucleotide messenger RNA. RefSeq lists its product as uncharacterized. Gene Ontology annotation, cellular component: mitochondrion. Bases 1 to 1734 code for a protein of 577 amino acids. The transcript has 4 exons. NCBI's taxonomy places the organism in Eukaryota, Fungi, Ascomycota, Eurotiomycetes, Eurotiales, Aspergillaceae. Gene Ontology annotation, biological process: lactate catabolic process. Gene Ontology annotation, molecular function: D-lactate dehydrogenase (cytochrome) activity; D-lactate dehydrogenase (NAD+) activity; FAD binding. The record is from RefSeq and is a predicted model, not a curated record.
AUGCGGCCGCUCAGCCAGGUGCCUCGGGCAUUCCCCGCACAUUUCCGCGCCCUUCAAUGCCGGCCCAGCGCCCUCUCGCCACGCUAUUCCUUCCCUCUUCAAGGAGCAGUGCGUUGGUCUGGUAGUUCAAAGGCAGGACACAAGAAUGACGCCAAUGCUGGACAGGAAAACGGUGCCAAUACUGGGCCUUCUGGCAACCGUUCAGGCUCGCGGACUUCAGGCAGGACCCUGUUAGCCUCUGCCUUGGCUGCAGGGGUCGGCUAUGCAUAUGCUGUGACGAGCGGACAGUCCCAGUCCUUGAAUAGCAAGCAUCCCAAGUAUGGAUCUGCGAAGGAUUUUGAGAAGGCCAUUGCAGAACUGCGAGCCACGCUAGGCGAUGAGGUCAUCAGCACCGACAAGGACGAUCUUCAACAACAUGGGUUUUCAGAAUGGUCCAGCGUCAAUGCUGAUCGUCUGCCAGUUGCCAUUGCCUACCCGGCGAGUACAGAGGAUGUUUCCAAGAUCGCCAAGAUCUGUCACAAAUACAAAAUGCCAAUGAUACCCUACUCCGGAGGUUCUAGUCUGGAGGCCAAUUUUUCGGCCCCUCUAGGCGGAUUGACCAUUGAUUUCGUGACGAUGAAUAAGAUACUUGAGUUGCACGAAUCUGAUAUGGACGUGGUGGUUCAACCGUCUAUUCAAUGGAUGGAUCUGAAUGAGAAGAUUAAGGACAGCGGUCUCUUCUUUCCCGUUGACCCGGGACCGUCUGCAAUGAUAGGUGGCAUGAUUGGGACAAACUGCAGCGGAACCAAUGCCGUGAGGUACGGGACCAUGAAAGACUGGGUAAUUAACCUUACUGUCGUGCUGGCGGAUGGUCGGGUCAUUAAGACACGUCGCCGUCCACGCAAAACUUCAGCUGGGUAUAACCUGACAGGAAUGUUUGUUGGGUCUGAAGGAACACUUGGUAUUGUGACUGAAGCUACCCUGAAAUUGACGCCGAUUCCAGAGCAAACUCGUGUCGGCGUGGUGACCUUCCCCACUGUACGUGAUGCGGCAUCCACUGCCAUGCAGCUUGUUCGAAAAGGGAUUCAAGUACAGUGCAUGGAGAUUCUUGAUGAGAUACAGAUGGAUGUCAUCAACCGCGCUGGAGGAACUGGAAGAACAUGGAAGAAAUUGCCCACUCUGUUCUUCAAGUUCUCCGGCACCAAAGCUGGGGUCGCGGAUAGCAUUAACCUGACCAAAGCACUAGCAAAGAACAAUAACGCAAGCUCGUUCGAAUUUGCAAGAGAUGAACGAGAAGCUCACGAUUUAUGGUCUGCGCGAAAACAAUCGCUAUGGAGUAUGCUGGCUCUAAGAGAGCGAGGAUCCGAAGUAUGGUCAACCGACGUUUCCGUGCCGAUCUCUAGAUUGCCAGACAUUAUUGAAAUCUCCAAGAAAGAACUCGAUGACCUGGGAAUCUUUGCCAGUAUCCUUGGGCAUAUCGGAGAUGGCAACUUCCAUGCAAGUAUCUUAUAUGAUCGCACUAUUCAAGAAGAAAGGGAGCGAGUAGAGAAGGUUGUGUACGACAUGGUCGAUCGUGCAUUAGAAAUGGAAGGCUCUUGCACUGGUGAACAUGGUGUGGGAUUGGGCAAGAAAGAUUCACUGAAAAAGGAGCUUGGCCCAGCCACGAUUGGAAUUAUGCGUUCCAUCAAGAAGUCUCUCGACCCACACUGGUUAUUGAAUCCUGGCAAGAUCUUCGAUUAUGAGGACGAAGCAUAG